CUGUGACACUCCCACAGCAGGACUGAUUCAGCAUGCAUUUUUAACGGCUACUCGAGUUACUGAACAGAAACCCUGUCUUGGAUUCAAGUUUCACUCCUGCAGCAGGAGUUCUAAGCAUGGAAUAUUGCAGCAUCCACCGGGUCUCCCUGUGCAACAGGCUUCCCAGCACUCCAAAUUCCUCUUUCCUCCUGCGGACCUUUGGGCAGCUGAAACUGUCAAUCAGUGCAGAGGAUGGGGUUAUUGUUCUUCAUAUCAUGGAAGCCAAAGGGCUGAUGGGUAAAGAAUACAGGACUUGUGAUUCUUACGUUAAGAUGGCUCUUGUACCUGAUACUGACCACAGCAGUCGUCAAAAGACAAAGACUGUUCCAGACUGCAGAAUCCCAGUGUUCCACAAGCUCUUCAGAUUUUCAGUAAAAAACGAAGACUAUCAGAAAAGGCUUCUGGUUACAGUAUGGAAUCGCGACAGAAGCUCCAGGAAAAGUGAGCUGCUGGGAUGCAUGAGCUUUGGGAUUCGUUCUUUAAUUGCACAUGAAAAGGAAGUCGUUGGGUGGUACUAUCUCCUGGGAGAAGAGCUGGGAAGGACAAAGCAUUUGAAAGUGUCUGCACGGCAUCGGAAGCAGCGUCAGGAAGCUCAAAACUAUGUGGCACACACAGAGAGGAGAAGCCCUCAGAAUAUGGACAGCUUAACGGUCACAAUCCUUCGAGGAAAGGAUGGCUACGGAUUCACCAUCUGCUGUGACUCUCCAGUUAGAGUACAGGCAGUAGACCCAGGAGGUCCAGCCGACCAGGCAGGGUUACAGCAGUUAGAUAUUGUAUUACAGCUGAAUGGACAACCAGUGGAGCAGUGGAAGUGUAUAGAGCUCGCUCACACUAUAAGAAACAGCCACAGUGAGAUCACUGUUUCAGUGUGGAGGACGGUUCCUCAGAUCAAGCCAGGUUUUGAAAGCCUGAUCCGGCUGUCGGACAACUACAGCCCUCUGUCUCCACCCUGCAAGAGGGAGAAGAACUACAGCAGCAAGCCAGUCCCCUCAGAGCAGAGGCAGAGCUGCCACAUACUGUACAAUGGGACUGACUACAGCAGCCAUCCAGUCCCCUCAGAGCAGAGGCAGAGCUGCCACAUACUGUACCAUGGAACUGACCAAGGCUCUCGUAACGGCUGGGCCCAGCAGGAGCAGGGAGAGAGUAAAACAGCCCACACUGUGCAGGGCCCCCGCUUGGCUGCUUCAGGAGACCAGAACUACAUCCUGCUCGCCCCAAUAAACCCAGGCAGCCAGAUCCUGCGGCCUGUGUUCCAGGAGAAUUGUGGUACUCUUGGAAGGGUUUAUAGAGGGCGUGUUCAUGGCGGAUUGCAACGAAAAUCGACCCUUAUUGGAUCUACUACAAACAUGUCAAAAACACCUGUCCACGCUCUGAAGAACUACACAGAUUAUCAGAACUGCACCAUAGUUAGAUCUCAUGUUCCUCACACCAGCUAUGGGACAUAUGUGACACUGGCACCAAAGGUUUUAAUCUUCCCAGUCUCUGUACAGCCUCUGGAUCUGUGUAAUCCUACAAGGUCUCUUGUCUUAUCUGAAGAGAUGAUUUUGCAUGAAAGCAACCAUCAGUCUAUCAAGGUGACUGUUUUCAUCUACACUGAUCUGAUGCUGCUCACCAGAGAAGAUGAGCUGGGCCGGUGCAAUGUGCUGCAGAACCCUCUCUUCCUUCAGCACCUGAAGCUGCAGGAGGAUUCCUCCGAGGGUCUGAAGUUUUACCUCAUCCACAUCACAGAGAAGUCGGAUUGCUUAUUAAGUUUGGAAUCUUAUUCGGAAAAGCAGAAGAGGAGGGUUUGCCAGUGCCUGAAGGAAAGCAUUGAAAAGCAGCACCAGGAGAGAGAACCACCUGCUACAGAGGACAAGAUGCUCAAGCCAAAGACAAAUGAACAUGGAGAGAUGGCCUCUGAGGAGGAGAGGGUGUCCGGGAGCAUUGCAGAAGCUCUGGCAAGCAGGAAACUGGACGGUGAGAAUACACCAGAAGAGGAGAAAAGCUCUUCAACAGCUCCGACUCCAGCAACCACUCCCACAGAGGACAGCAAGAGCAUGGAGGAGGACUCUGAGAGCUGCAGGGGUGACCAAGAGGACAACUUGAGGGGGGGUGGUGAGGACGGGGGUGCGAGGGGAGGCGGUGAGGACGGGGGUGCGGGGGGGGGUGGUGAGGAUGGGGUUGCAAGGGGGGGCGGUGAGGACGGGGGGCGCUCGAGGGGGGGCGGUGAGGACGGGGGUGCGAGGGGGAACGGUGAGGAUGGGGGUGCAAAGGGUGGAGAUGGAAAUGACGGCGAUGAGAGGGGGGAGCAGCUGGAAACAGCCAGGGCCACGUUCGUCAUCCCUGAGGUACGUCUCGACUGGACCUUCAGCCAGAGUGCAGACGCGCUGUCGGCAUUGCAGGAUGGAGUGACAGAUGAGGACGAAGAGGAGGAGGAAGACGAUGAAAAUGAGGGGGAUGAGGACAGUGAUGAGAACUAUCUGGAGCGCAGCGACAGCAAGCGCCACAGCAUGAUCGAGUCCUCGGCCUGCGAGAAGCACUGCACCCUGAGCACUCAGAGCUCUCUGCAGCGCCGCACCCACAGUGAGGGCAGCCUGCUGCAGGAGCCCAAGGCGCAGUGCUUCACCUCGGACAACGCACUGCACUGCCUGGAGCACGAGAACAGCAAGUCUGGCUGGCUCAUCCCCUCCCCAAGGACACUGAAGAAGGAGCUAGCUAAGGAUGGGGGCUCUAUGCAUCAGCUGUACCUGCUCUUCUCCAGACGAAAGUUUCCACGCAAUCCACCUGCACUCUGCUACAGGGCCCUGUCUGCUGGCCUCAGGACAGAGGGAUGA
Molecule: messenger RNA, 2852 nt
Organism: Polyodon spathula (Mississippi paddlefish)
Lineage: Eukaryota; Metazoa; Chordata; Actinopteri; Acipenseriformes; Polyodontidae
Product: regulator of G-protein signaling 3-like
Exons: 19
Coding region: 117-2852 (911 amino acids)
Biological process (GO): signal transduction
Cellular component (GO): plasma membrane; nucleus
Molecular function (GO): protein binding
Source: RefSeq, a predicted model, not a curated record